This is a messenger RNA of Cimex lectularius (bed bug), 1400 nucleotides long. Its product is annotated as 4-hydroxyphenylpyruvate dioxygenase. Gene Ontology annotation, biological process: L-tyrosine catabolic process. NCBI's taxonomy places the organism in Eukaryota, Metazoa, Arthropoda, Insecta, Hemiptera, Cimicidae. Gene Ontology annotation, cellular component: Golgi membrane; endoplasmic reticulum membrane. The record is from RefSeq and is a predicted model, not a curated record. The transcript has 13 exons. The coding region runs from base 150 to 1295 and encodes 381 amino acids. Gene Ontology annotation, molecular function: 4-hydroxyphenylpyruvate dioxygenase activity.
GGAGGCUCGUCCACGCCGUCAUCAUCAGCAAGUCCCCAACCUUCAUUCCCACCCCCUACCUUUUACCCUCCGAUUAUAUAACGAACUUGAUUCCUCCUGUCUGUAACUUCGUUCUCCUACGAUCAUUCUCACAACGCGAAUCCGCCGGAAUGACUACCUACACGAAUAAAGGCCCAAAGCCUGAAGCUGGGCGAUUUCUCUGCUUUGAUCAUGUAGUCUUUUGGGUAGGAAAUGCAAAACAGGCUGCAAGUUAUUAUUGCUCGAGGCUAGGCUUUGAACCUUUGGCCUACAAAGGUUUGGAAACAGGAUCGAGGGAAUAUGCUGCACACGUUGUACAGCAAAACAAGAUUAGAUUUGUCUUCAUGUCUGCUUACGAACCGACAGAAAAAGAACUCAACCAUCAUUUGAUGAAGCAUGGUGACGGUGUCAAAGAUGCUGCAUUCAGUGUAGAAGAUAUCGAUGCGAUAGUUAAAAAAGCAAAAGAAAGAGGAGCGACUGUUGUAAAAGACAUUUGGGAAGAGAAAGAUGAGUUUGGCUCUGUGAAAUUUGCUACUGUUAAAACUUUUGGAGAUACAACCCACACUUUUGUCGAUCGUUCCAAGUACAAGGGAUUAUUUUUGCCAGGUUAUCAUAAGUCACCAGUUAAUGAUGUACUGCUUAAGCAAUUGCCACCAGGAAAAUUAGAUUUCAUUGACCACAUGGUUGGCAACCAACCAGACCUCUGUAUGGAAGAAGUUGCCGAUUGGUAUGAAAAAAACCUUCUUUUCCAUCGGUUCUGGUCUGUCGAUGAUACCCAACUGCACACUCAAUACUCAGCACUUAGGUCAAUUGUUGUAACAAACUAUGAAGAGACGGUUAAAAUUCCAAUAAAUGAACCUGCCCCUGGUAAAAAAAAGAGUCAGAUUUCAGAAUAUGUGGAUUACUAUGGAGGCGCAGGAGUACAACACAUAGCGCUUAACACUCAGGAUAUUAUCAGUGCAAUAACCAACUUAAAAGGAAGAGGGCAGGAGUUUAUGUCAGUCCCCGAUUCUUAUUACGACAUGCUGAAGAAAAAACUCAAAGCUGACAACUUUGAAAUCAAGGAGGAUCUUAGUGUUUUACAAAAACUUAAAAUUCUCAUUGAUUACGAUGAAAACGGAUACCUGCUGCAGAUUUUCACGAAAAAUAUGCAGGACAGGCCGACACUCUUCUUAGAGGUCAUCCAGCGUCAUAAUCACAACGGAUUCGGAGCUGGAAAUUUCAAGGCUCUUUUUGAAGCUAUCGAAGCAGAACAAGCUGACAGAGGAAACCUUUGAUUUUGUGAUAAUGGCUGUUUUUAGUUUUCAAAUAAAGGAAUUGUUCGAUUAAAUACGAUUGCUGUUUUUGUUAUGUCAAUAAAAUAAUUUAAAUUUACAAAAUAA